Molecule: messenger RNA, 2523 nt
Organism: Darwinula stevensoni
Lineage: Eukaryota; Metazoa; Arthropoda; Ostracoda; Podocopida; Darwinulidae
Source: the annotation of a GenBank genome assembly
UGGCGUGUCAUGGCGGCCUGCUUGGCCAAUGUGCAACGUGGUUUCUCUGCCUUGCAUCAUUCUUGCCUCACGUACUUCCACCGCCCUCUAAUUUCAUCAUUCGUCAUCAAUUCUCGAGGAUGUGCCUGCCACACAGAUAGGGCCUCCAUCUCCCAAUCCAUCUUCGAAGAGAAACGUAGCAGUAAGCAGUGGGAAGAUUCCUUGUUUUCGAGGCCAAGAAGCCCACGUGAUAAUUUCCGGACGUGCACCAUUGACAUGCCCGAAGAUAGAUCUAAUAAGCUUCAUAGGGGGGAGCUAAGGGCUAAAGUAUUGAAGAGGAGAGCGGAAAAGAGUUUGUAUCCCCCGGCUGAGAUAUCUCUGCACAUCAUCGGAUCUGGUGCGUUUGGAGCGCCGAGAGCACUUUACAUGCUGGCUGGAAAUUCCAGUUAUCUCUUCAAUUGUGGUGAAGGGGCUCAAAGACUCCUAUGUGAGCAUAAAAUGAAGUUGGGAAAACUGGAGCACAUACUGGUGACACACCUCUCAUGGGAGAACUAUGGAGGACUUCCAGGGUUGCUUCUCUCAUUGCAUGAGAUGGGAUUGCCUUCCUUGACUCUGCAUGGACCACCUGAUGUGGAGAAGCUAAUUGAGAGAGCCCAGUCAUUUGUGAAGAUUAAUGCAAUGGAAGUGCUGAAGAAGGAAUAUAGUGAUGUCCCUUAUGAGGAUGAGACACUAAUCAUCAGUUAUGUGCCAAUAUGGGGAGGUAAGAAGGAGAAGGAUGGGUUUGAUGACUCCGAUUUGGAAACAACAAACUACUGCAAUCUUGAAGGCAGAAAGAGGAGAAGGUUGAAUACUCACAACAAUGCAGAGAUGAGAGGCAGUGGACAAGAAGAUGCUUUGAAAAUUAAGGAAAGAGAUAUGAGUGUUGCAUACAUUUGUAGAUUAAAGCCCAGAGCAGGAUCUCUGCUGUUGGAGAAAUGUCUUGAUUACAAAGUACCCACAGGGCCUCUAUUGGGAUGUCUUAAGAGAGGAGAAGAUGUAACUCUGGAAAAUGGAACAGUGGUUCACUCCCAAGAUGUUAUGUCUCCCCAAGAUCCAGGCUCCUUGUUCUUUGUGGUGGAUUGCCCUACAGAGGCCUUUCUAAAAUCCUUGAUGAAAAGUGGACAUUUUCAGAGCCACAUGGAGACAUCUGGUCUGGAUCCAUCUGUGAUAUUUCAUUUCACACCACCAGAAGUGAUGGGAAACCUCAAAUAUCAAGACUGGAUGAGCCAGUUUCCUAAGUCAACAAUCCAUAUUUCUUUGAACAGGGAUUCCACUUGUUUAGGAAAUCGAGAAGUGUAUCGAAACCAGUUCAAAUUGAACUCUCUGGAUCCAGUGGUGUUUCCAUUGCUCAAGGAGUUUCCAAGUGUGAACAAGAAUGAAGCAGAAAUAUUAUCACCCCUGAAUGGCAGUGCUACUUCUGUCAGUUCUAAGGUAUUGGCCAUUUCUGCCACUGAUGGUGUUGUUCAGGCCAGGACAUUGACUCAGUUCCGCCUUCGGCCCAAGAUGGGAUUGGAUUUCUCUUCAUCCAUUGUGAUAUCUUCAGAGGAAGCUUUGUCAGAAAUCCCCUCCAAUGAGUCUGAUGUAAAUGUACGUGAUAGAGUGCAUGAGUCUGUCCAAGCAAAGAGAGACUCUGAUACUGUUAUAACGUCAGAAUCACAAGAUUUCCCCAGAAUACUGUUCUUGGGAACUGGGUCCUCUGUUCCUCAGAAGACCAGAAAUACUAGUGCCAUCUUGUUCACAAUCAAGAAAAAACAUCACAUGAUGCUUGAUUGUGGAGAGGGAACUCUUGGCCAAUUGGUGCGAUUUUUUGGACUCAGCAAGACAUGGAAGAUUCUGACUCAUUUGAAUGCAACCUAUAUCUCUCAUUUGCAUGCUGACCAUCACAUUGGCCUCAUCUCCAUUCUUCAAGCAAGGGAAGAAGCCUUCAUGCUACAAGAGAAGCCUUUCCAACCAAUGAAGCUCUUUGCCCCUCAGCCUGUGAUCCAGUGGCUAGAUUUUUACAAUAUGCACUUUGAAUCCAUAGAUCACUUGUACCAGGCCCAUGAUAAUGCAUUGCUCUUGAAUGACAAUGAGACCAUGUUAAAAAAUGUGUUAGAAAGUUUGGGGCUGAGGAGGAUGCAAACAUGUAGAGUUUCACACUGUCCGGAUGCAUUUGGAGUGAGCCUAACUGAUUUGAAAGGCUGGACAACUGUUUAUUCUGGAGACACACGGCCAUGCAACAAUCUUGUUUUCUUGGGUAUGGACUGUGACCUCCUGAUCCAUGAGGCAACCAUGGAGGAUGACAUGGUUGAAGCAGCUCACAUUAAGGCCCACUCCACGGUCUCUCAGGCAUUAGACAUUGCGGAGCGAAUGCAAUCCAAACAUAUCAUCCUUACACACUUCAGCCAGCGGUACUGCAAGAUUCCCAUCCUCAGUCAGAGUGCUGCCCUAAGGGCUGGGAUUGCCUUUGAUUUCAUGCAGGGAAAUUGUAUCCCAAUGGAUCUGCCAUCAGUGUGGGACACAUGA